GUCACUUUGUAAAUAAAACAAACAUUAUCAUUCAAGCCAUUUUUCCAUUCAAGCUGAUAAAUCUCUCAAAAUUCUCCAUUUGAGACAUUUGUAUCUUAGUCUGCAGUGCUCUCAUGCCGCAUAGUGAUAUUUUUUCUCAUCUGAGAACAUUGCCUUUCCAUAUCCAAGGGCUCAGUGCCAGUCACAUAUGUCUGAAUGGCCCCCCAGCACCUGUUACUGUGAUGCUCCAUGCAGGUUAUUAUUUCAUUCUGGAUGGAACAACCUUGAGCCUGAAAUGCUCCUUUUCAAUGGCCUAUGCUCACCACAAUGAUGUGCACAACUAUUUGAUACUGAAACAGUUCAAAAUGUAUCUCUGGAUUGUAUUAAUUAGUGAUAUCUCCAUUCCCAACUGUUACAUUCCCUAUGAAAAGAGUAAUUUAAGGAAAUCCAUCAGGAAGUGACACAUGACCUCAUUGACAAGCCACUUAUUGAUCAGCCAGCCAAAACUGCAGCUGCUAGUGGAAAUACACUAGAGUGACCAAUCAGAGUUGAGCGUAUGUAACAGGAAGAUGCCCUGAGGUGCACUCACGCCAACAUCAGUGACAUCAGACCAUCUUGCAAUGACAUUUCUGCCAAUAAGUCCCAUAUCAAGUCAAGUUCACUUCCUAUCCAUGCAUCCACAACAUAUUUACUCAAGCCCAGAGUGCUUGCGGGUUUCACUGAAAAGAUUUUCUUGGCAAGGUGGAGAUGAUCUUCUUCUGGCUCCUGUUUCUAAAGCUCACGGGAGCUACGACUGAGCCUGAAGAGGUGGAUAGACUGGAAGAGAUUGCAGGUUGCUCUCAUCCUGAGAAUCCAGAGCAUACAGAGCUGAAGUCCCUGUCUGAGCCUGUAACCAUGGAGACAAGUGAAAACUCCGGCACAGCAAACAUAAUUGACUGUGAAAUGGAAGUCCUGGAGACUGAGUUACCUGAUAGCAAGGACACAGGAAACAAAGAUGAACAAGUCUGUUAUGAUGCUGAUGCUUUAGAGUUCAUUAGUACAAAAGUUGUGGCUGAUAUUUUAGCAGGCUUACCUCCUACGGAGACCAAGGCUGAUGAUCUGGAAGAUGUUUGCAGUCCAAAAGAGGCACUUGUCUUGGAGGAUACUCAAGAAGAACUUUACCGCAAUGAGUCAAUUACUUCUUCAAUAUCCGACACUCCUUCAAGUGCUGAGAGCAUAUAUGAGAAUGAAGCCAUGCAUAAGAGGCAAGAUUCACUAAGACAGGAACCAUUGGAGAACAUUGCACCCCAACCAGAUAAUGUUGACGAUGGAGAUAUGUUAGACCCAUUGGGUAUAAACUCACAAGAAGCCAUCUUAGAAAGUUUUGGAUGUGAGGAUCCAGAAGAAACCAUCCUUGAGCACUACAUCCGAGAGGAAGUUCUGUCAGAUGUCUCCACAGAGUCUUGCCGUGACCCAGACGAACUAGAAGAGUGUCUUCGGGUCGAAAUAGCUGCGGCGUCAUCGGACAGUGAAAACGAUGAGAAAUGGAGGAGCAUAUUCUCUUCCUCCAUAAAUAAGGAAGAUGAUGAUUCCUACAUUGACAGCCUUGAGCUGAGUGCACAAGAACUCUUUAUUCAAAAACCUGCAGUAUGGAAUACUGAGGACGUUUCAAAGGAAACUGAAGAGCUGGAGGUUCCGCUGGGAGAAGAAGUGCUAGAACAACCGGAGAAUGAGCCAGUUCAGCAACCGCAAGAGAUAUCUUACAGUCCUUCCACACUGUUUCACGGCUUGUCCAAGAUUUCCGAAGACGAUGAGGAGCUUGGACGAGGCUCAGCAACCCACAAGAGCAAUUCAUUUGAUUCUGUCAAAUCCGAUUCCAGCAAAAAGGUGCCGAAAGAUUAUUGUGUGAUUCAGGAAAUGAAAAGCGAGAACGUCAGUACAGAACAUGUGGAUUUCAAAGUUGCUCGCCAACAGUGGCUAGAGAUCGAAGAGCAAACGAAAAACUUGACACACCAUCCAAGCACACGAACAACUCGAUCUGGCACCUGCCAAGGUAGUCACAGCUUCAUGUAUACUCCAGUCCGCAACAUCGAAAGGCCCAAGAGGGACCUUGAGAGCUUGACGCUUGUAGAGGAUUACGCGCACACCCAGUUCAGCCCUUGCUCUGAGGAUUCAGGUCUGGACGGCUCUAGUUACAGAUCACCGUUUGAUGACCCAGAGACCCCAAUUGAGAAGGAGAUUCGCCUAACCAUGGAGCGUGAGGAGAACCUGAGGCGUGAGAGGGGAAUGUCAAAAUCAUACUCCAGUGACUGUGUACAGAUGAGGCCAAGAACUGCCAACUUUAACACUGGAAACCUAUGCCAAGAAGUUGAUGAGAAAAGGAAGAUGUUUGAAGACCAGGAUGAUGAGGAAAGUUUAUCCAAGUCUCUCAAGACGCCUUCUUUCAUCAUCACCUCCUCACCAACCAAGAGCGCACAGAAACAAGACUUGAGCGCCAACAAUGUUAUUAUUCUUGAGCCAGAGCCUUUCCCUCCAAGUCCACGGCAUGGAAAGAUGGUGUCCUCCAAAUCUGCUGACUGGAGACCUGAAGACAGCCCUAAUGUCAUCAUUUUGGAGACAUCAAACCUCAUCAUUCGAAGUGCAUCUGAGUUAAACUUGAAUUCUGUCUCUGAGGAAACCCAGGAGAAGAUGUUCCUCAACAACCCGUUUUUCAAGCUGCGGUCCAGGAGUUCGAUAUCUCUAGUUGAUGAGGAGAUUAAGAUGGUGAAGCAGCGAGAAGAGGAACUCAAGCAUCAAAGGGCCAGUAUUUACUCGAAGGAUCACUUCUUGAUGUCUCCAAACCAUUUGGACAGCUCAUCGUUUUCAGAUGAUGUGCCAAUUAAAUGUAAAUCAUCCCCUUCAUCUCCAAUGAGAACAUGCAGAAUGGAUCGUUCAGCUUUGUCAUGUGAUCAUCGAUUUCCUGAACCCUAUACUGGAGGCCGACGUAAAAGUUCCAUGGUGCUGCGCUGGGAGGCAGGGGAGUUUGCGAACAAUGAAUAAAAUUGGACACUGAUCACUUUGCAGCUGUUUUACGUGAGAAUUUUCAAUGCUCACACUCGUCUGUUUAUUGUGACAGCAUAUACACUUGCUACUGCUGCUUGUGUGACUUUGUUAUUGAUCCAGAAAAAAAAAAUCUGCAUAUGCCGAGAUGCCUAAAUGUUAUUUGAAUGUACCGUUUCAUGCAUAUUUGUGAUUCCUCUUUGACGAGGUAUCUGGAGACUUAUAAACCAUAUUUUUAGUUUUGUCUACGAAGUUGAGGAGAAUAUGUACUGUAUAUUCAUAUUGUAUUUUCUUGUAAGGCAAUGUUUGUAUAUCCCUAAAUUAUAUGAAAAUAUGAAGCAGUAUUACAGGGUUUUAGGAUAAAAUUUAAGUGAAAAUGUAUACAAAAUCUAUGUAUUUUGUUAAAUAUCACUGAAAACAGAUCAAUUAGUAUCUUUUGACAAAGGACUAUUCCUUUUUUAAAGAAUUGAUCUGAAUUUGAUUGCCAUGAUUGCUCUAAUAAUAUAGGACUACAUUUCCAGAUUACAUUUCAGUACUUCAGUUAUACUUAGUAUGAAAAGCUUAAAUCUAGUAUUUAGUAAUGAUAUUAAUCUUAGAAAAUAAUCUAUUAUUUAAAAAUGACCUGUUGCUUUGUUGUCCAGAUUGUGUAUAUUUAUGUCAAACCGCCAUGCUUAUAAAACAGUGUUGCUUGCUAAAAUUUGAAUCCAUGUCAGUCUCAAGAAAAUACUUGCUUUGCAUACCGUUUGAACAACCGUGUUCAAAAUACAAUUAAGAAAUAAAUGUCAAUUAAAGGCAGUUGUCGAUUUAUACUAAAACAGUUGAUUAUGUUGACGAGGAACCGCACCAUAUCGUCUUUGUAUUAAAAAACUUC
Messenger RNA from Sinocyclocheilus rhinocerous, 3868 nucleotides. RefSeq lists its product as uncharacterized. The transcript has 4 exons. NCBI's taxonomy places the organism in Eukaryota, Metazoa, Chordata, Actinopteri, Cypriniformes, Cyprinidae. Bases 727 to 2997 code for a protein of 756 amino acids. The record is from RefSeq and is a predicted model, not a curated record. Gene Ontology annotation, cellular component: cytoplasm.